CCCUGUCUAGCCCAGCCAGUUGAGCCCAGAAAGCAAGUCAGCUUCUGAGAUAUGAAUCAAUAUAUUUCAAACAUACUCUGUUUAUAUACCAAUCAAGCAGACCACAUCGUACCAUAAAAUAGAAAACAACACCAGGUUCUUGACUAUUAUUUGAUGCAUGUGACAUAUUUUCUUAGUCAAAUUCCGCACGCAGCUGCUGAAUCACCCAUGCUUUGGAGAUACGACGGAAGUAGAUGGGUUGAUUUCUCAAUUGCACAGUGAGCUGGGAAAUGAUUGCAGCCUCCAUGAAUCCUCGACAAAUCGUAUUUCAAACGACACAGCAGCCAUUCAUGAUCCGCCCAGUGGUCCAGAAAUGUCCAAUUCAGAAACAUGCCCUGUCGCGAGUUCAAAUCCCACUGUCCCCGAAACAUGUACAGACAGUGAGGUAUCCAGCUCACAAGAAGAUCCCAUCGUUUUGCCAGAAAAUAUGUCACAUGCAUCAAAUAAUAGUCAAGAACCUGGUGCAGUUUUGUCACACGCUGAUUAUCCCAGUGAUCAAUUAUCUACUAAUGAGAUUUUCAAGAAAUUCGAUGACAAUGUUCCAGAAGAUCCAAACUCUGAUGACUUCGGAUUGAAUGGCGUUUAUCCUCACUAUCUGGUCAGUCUUACUGGAUUCCCUGUUCAAUAUGUUUUAAAUGCCGUCAAAUUAAUUGUAAUUUGGGUUUAUGAGGACCCGACAUUAUUUCGCGGGGGAGGAUGGACGCGGAAAAUUUUAAAAUCCGGAUAUCAACUCCAGAUCUUCACAAAAAGGGAUGUGUUGGGAUAUUCAGAAAAAUAUCCCAACACUUACCUAGUACCCAUUUCUUAACAACUGCAUUACUAACCCGGUGGUCCCAGGAUAUACGAGCAAUGCUUUGAAGACACCGAUAAUCGAAUAAUAUUAACGUAGGAAUAUACUCUUACCGAUCAUGACUGUUCAUAUACAUUAAUUAGUUCGUCAAUUCGAAACAUUAGAAUGACCAAAGAAUAAAUACAGUUGUGAUAUGAAAUAAAU
Schistosoma bovis is the source of this 1033-nucleotide messenger RNA. Lineage: Eukaryota; Metazoa; Platyhelminthes; Trematoda; Strigeidida; Schistosomatidae. The record is from the annotation of a GenBank genome assembly.